CAUAAGCGAGCAUUGCUAGCGAACGGACGCCAACGCGCUUAGGCCCAAGUCCAGCUACAAGAUACAAAUAAGAUAAGAUACAAAGGGAAUUCUGAAUUCAUGAUCCAGGAGCUGCAGCAGCAAAGGCCAACACUAGUUUUUAAGUGCCGCGGCUGAAAAGAUCAUUUGAAAUAUUUCAAGCAAAGUGUAAUAAAUGUGUUAACAGAAAACGAACGCAGUUAAAAGUAAAAGCAAAAGUAAACGUAAACGUAAACGUAAAAGAAACAGUAAGAAACUUAAAGACUCGCAGAGAAUAUAUAUUUAUGUCCCCCGAAGUAUCCAAACACAAACUGUUAUUAUGAAGGACUUUGGCAAAAUGUUUGCGCGACGUUAUAGUGCAGUUUGUGUGAGCGAUGAAGAGGCCACCGCCAACGCCAGCGCCAACGGCAACGGCCACCAGCAAUCGAUGUCGAUGAUGCCAACAGGAUCCAGCAUGUGUGCCUUGCCUGAAGCGGAUCCUGUCGCCGCCUCGGCCGCUCUAGCCGCUCUGCAGAGGGCCCAGCGCCGAAAGAGCCUCAAGGCGAAUCGCUCGAUGAAGCCGAUGGACAUCCUGGGCAGCUUCUUCAACGAGCCAAACCAAGGCAAACGCAAUCGAGUUCCCACACGCGCAUUUCUGCUUCUAGCGAUUGGUUUUUUGGCCAUAACAACGGCGGUGCUGGUUAAAGUAUUUCAACCCUACGAUUUGAUAUUCAAAUGGAAGUUGAUAAUGGCUGACAAGGGCGAAAUCUUCAAUCUUUGGGCCCAGCCACCAGUCGAUUUGUAUAUAAAAAUCUAUCUCUUCAAUAUAACCAAUGCCGAGGCGUUUCUAGCGGGCCGCGAACAGCUCAAGGUGGAGCAGGUUGGUCCAUAUGUGUACAAGGAGAUUAUGACUCACGAGAACAUCACGUUCAAUGAGAACAAUACCAUGUCGACAACUCCCAGUCAUCCUUUGGUCUGGCAGGAGCAUAUGUCCGAAGGUCGUCGAGAGGAUGAUAAGGUGAUAAUGCUCAAUAUUGCCAUGCUGGCCAUCUCACACCUGACUGCCAAUCAUCCGUUCUGGGUUCGAGUGCCCCUGCAGGCCCUCUUUAAGAGCACUCAGGCAGAGCCCAUCGUUCGGACCACUGCCAAAGAAUUCAUGUUUGGAUAUCCCUCAGCAUUGGCCAGGCUUGGCAAUACCUUCCUCCCCAACUGGAUAUCCUUUGAGAAGGUUGGGCUCAUCGAUCGCAUGUACGAUUUCUCCACGGACUUUGAGACGUUCUACACGGGCGUGCCAAAUCCGGCACUAUCCGGCUUAUAUGCCACCUAUCGCGGGGAAACCACUCUGCCCCAAUGGCAGGGCGAUCACUGCAGCAACAUCGAGUAUGCCUCAGAUGGCACCAAGUUCAAGAGCUUUAUUGCCCCCAAUGAGACGAUAAAGUUCUUCAGAAAGAGCAUGUGCAGGCCCAUCAAUUUGUAUCGUGUGGGCGAGCAGCGAACGUUUGGCAGUCUGAAGGGCUAUAACUACGUCUUCGAGGAUAAUGCCUUUGACAACGGGGCUACUAAUGAGGCCAACAAGUGUUUCUGCCGCAAAGGUGACUGCCAGCCGGUGGGACUCAUUGACGUCACUGACUGCUACUACGGCUUCCCAAUCUCCCUGAGCUUCCCCCACUUCAUGAAUGGUGAUGUGGGGCUGCAGCAGAAUAUUACCGGCAUGAAUCCUGAUCCGGCCCAGCACUCGUCGGCGUUUGUCAUACAACCGGAAUCCGGUCUACCGCUAUCGCUGUCCGUGAAAGUGCAGAUCAACAUGCAUUUCAAGGAUCUGACCAAUUUCGAUGCAGUCGCCAAGUUCAGCCACCUGACUGCACCGAUGCUGUGGUUCGAAAUUAUGAUGCCCAGCCUGCCGGACUCACUGGACUCGCGAUUCAAUUUUUAUCUGAAUAUCUUGCCGCUCGUCAAUCCUCUGGGCUUUUGGAUUGCUCUAAUUGUGGGAGUGGGGCUCUUAGGCUACGCCAUUACGAGGGCCACCCUCCACAUGUCCAGCUAUGCCCGCCAGGCAACCAAUAUCUCUGAGGGAAAAAAUGCCCGAGCGAAUCUUCUUCAAAAUCUAACGGGAGGUGCCACCAAUCAGGUGUACAGUCCCUGCGAACUCAAGUUGAUAGACAAUUUGGCGGGUGCCAACAAGCAGCAUGUGAUCGGACGAUCCACGGACGAGGACUUGACCUUCCAGCAGCGUCGUCGUAAGUCGGCAUACGUUCUGGAAAUGGAGCCUGCCCUGUCAGACGCAGGAGAGAGCAGCGACGAGGGCAACGAAUGCGAUACCCUCACCUUGAGCCGCAACUCCACGACGUCCAGCUCUUGCAUAGAAGCCGAGCACUGCAAUGGAGAAGAUGACAUCUGCAUAGAGUGCUUCGACGAAAACCCUCUGGAUUCAGAGUUGGCCGGCAGCAGUGCGGGCGGAGCCGAAGCCAAGCAUCAAUUGGCCGUCAGCUUUGUCAGCAGCGGAUUCGCCAGCUCGCCCUCCUCUGUUCAAAGUUCCAGCUCCCAUGUGAACGUGGACAGCAGCGAUGGGAAAGGCUGGAUGCCCUACGCACAUCCCCAUCAGUUUGGGGGAACAGACCCCAAACACGUUUAGAAUUCUGAGUUAGCUGGUAGAUUAUGUUGUCGGUAGUUUUAAGUUCAUCGUAGCGUCGUAGUUUGGGCAUAUUGGGCAUCAACAUCGCUGUUUUGGUUUUAUAUAGCAUUUUAUUUAGUGUAAAUAAUAUAAAAGCCAAGUUGCUGUUUUAAUACUGUGAUAGCUUUAGAAAACAAAAAAAUAAAACGAUAGUCGUUGUCCAAAUUAUCCAAGAAGAACAGAACCCAUGCAUCCUAUGUGAAUAGCCAGCUCCAGAUACCAUUGUUAAAAUUAGCAGGGGUAUGGUAUGGCAAUGUUUAUGUACAUAUACAAAAUUGUAGUCUUAGCCGUAGUCGCCUCCAUGAGGCGACAACCCUAAUUUGAGUUUAACUAUGAAUUAAAGCAAAUUAUAACCUAAACAUCAGUUAGUUAAUUGCAACGUGUUGUACUCGAGUUGCUCAAAAUUGCUGUGAUGUUGUAUUGAAGCAGAAUUUAAUAAGCAGGACUGAACGUUUUGCUGUAGAAUUGUAGUUGUCUUAGUUUUUAGUAAUAUAAUACUAAUAAUAAAAGCGACAUUUUAUUUAAAGAUAAA
Drosophila obscura is the source of this 3200-nucleotide messenger RNA. RefSeq names its product scavenger receptor class B member 1. Gene Ontology annotation, molecular function: scavenger receptor activity. The transcript is spliced from 10 exons. Lineage: Eukaryota; Metazoa; Arthropoda; Insecta; Diptera; Drosophilidae. Gene Ontology annotation, cellular component: cytoplasm; membrane. Bases 338 to 2629 code for a protein of 763 amino acids. The record is from RefSeq and is a predicted model, not a curated record.